Messenger RNA from Aspergillus candidus, 927 nucleotides. Its product is annotated as IMPACT family protein. Gene Ontology annotation, cellular component: cytoplasm. Lineage: Eukaryota; Fungi; Ascomycota; Eurotiomycetes; Eurotiales; Aspergillaceae. The record is from RefSeq and is a predicted model, not a curated record. The transcript has a single exon. Gene Ontology annotation, biological process: regulation of translational initiation. Gene Ontology annotation, molecular function: protein binding. The coding region runs from base 1 to 927 and encodes 308 amino acids.
AUGUCGGAAAACACCGACCUCGCCGAAGAAAUCGAAGCCAUAAACGCCAUCUACGACCCUGACACCCUCGUCCCAACCACUACCACUACAGACCAACAACCCACCGCGACAACCCUCCGCCUCCAACUCCCCGACCACCCCCACCUAUCCUUCCUCCUCGCCUGCGACACCACAUACCCCGACACCGCGCCGCGCAUUCUCGGCACCGCAUCGACCGCCGCCCGCGGCCAAGGCCAACUCGCCGUCGACGCGCUACACGACGUGCUCGCUCGCGUGCACCACCCGGGCGCCGUCUGCCUCUUCGACCUUAUUAGCGAGGCCAGUGAUGCCUUCCGGGAAUUGCGCAUUGGCGAGGAUGUCGCCGCGGACAAUACCAAUCAUCACGACCAACAAGCAGAAGAGAGGGUAGAUGAGGAGGAACAAGAGACAAGGGACGAGGAGGCACUCAACGAAACCCACCCCCCACCCCAAUGGACCCUCUCAGACGUCAUAUCGGAGAAGAAGUCCGUCUUCGUGGCGCGCGCAGCCCGCGUCCACAGCGGGGCGCACGCCCAGUCCUGCAUCGACCACCUACUAGCGACAGAGAAGAAAGUCGCCGCCGCGACGCAUAAUAUCAGCGCGUGGCGUGUGAAGGAGACGCGGGCGGGCGGCAGGGGUGAUGCCGGUGAGGUGAUGAUCGUGCAGGAUUUCGACGACGACGGGGAGGCGGCCGCUGGGGGACGGCUACUACAUCUAAUGCAGCUGAUGGAUGUGUGGGAUGUGGUGGUCGUCGUUACGCGGUGGUAUGGUGGGAUUCAUCUGGGGCCGGAUCGGUUCCGCAUUAUCAAUGCUGCUGGGCGUGAUGCGUUGGUGAAGGGGGGUUUCAAUUUGGAGACGGGUGCUGGCGGUGGUGGUCAGGAUAAGGGGAAGAAGAAGGGGAAGAGGUGA